UUAUCUAUGGAUAUACUUAAUUCACAGACAUCUAUCAUCUCUAUCUAUAUUAAAUAUUAAAAUAUUGUCUAUGAGUAUAAUUGCCAAAACAAUCUUUAAUCGUGCCAGUGCUUAGUGCCUAUAUCAAAGUAUUUUUGAUGUUUUAAACUUUCUAUUAUUAUUAUUUUUUAUUUUCAUUAAAUUCGAUAUUACUUACUAUUAAGUAAAAAAUUUAAAAUUAAUUGGUGCACAAUAAGGUUUUUAUAGUUAUCUUUGAAUACAACUGUAUAAGUACUUUAACUACAUCUGUCAUGGCGCCUGUCAAAAAAAAGGUAGGUACUUUUAUAUAUUAUUAUUAUAAGUUAUACAAGACAUUUUACAUAGCUUUACAAGUUUCAUUAAAAACAAUUGAUAUUGAUUUGUAUUAGUGUUAUGAAAACAUUGAGUAACUCAGAAAAUGGUAAGGUAUUACUGUAUUAGUAAGGAAAAUAUUAGGUUGCUGUAUGUAUGCAGUGUAAUAGUAUAAAAUCUUAAAAUAAUUAUAUUAUAAUUUAUUUAAAUAGAUAACGCUCUGAUCCACUACAAUAAACCUGAUGUAUUCAUUUUAAAAAGUAAAUCCUACUUUCCUCUUCAUUUUCAGCUAUUAUUGCUGUAUCAUUCGCAAAUGUAGCAUAUGAAUAUUUUUGACAUUCAGCUUUAUUGAAAUGCAAUUGAAUGAUUGCAUUUCCUCUCUUGUGAUGUAUAUGGCUUCUUGAAUGUAUACAUUAAAUAUGUUAGGUGAGAGAAUGCAACCCUUGCCUUAAUAUUUUUCUUAUUCAUAAUUUUUUUUCAGUUUCACCUAGUGGCACCGAAGUAGUUUAAAAAUACUCGGGAAAACAAGUCUGAUUGUUAUAUUAAAUACAAUAUUAUAAUAUAUAAUUUAUAGCACUAUUUGUAUAGUUUCUACUUAUACUAUGUAUAUUUAAAAUCACUGGCACCGCCCCCCACCCACUACCAAAAAAUUUGAACCAGUACCCUAAAUUCAGCACCACUGGUUUCACCAAUUUUUAUAAUAGCUAUUUAUAGUUUAUAAAAUAAUCUCGUUUGAGUGUGCUUUACACUUGCUCUCUUUAGUAUUUUGAACCUUACUGACCCGUGAAUUAAUAUAUAUAAUUAUUUAUUUAAUCAUAACUUUUAAACUGACAAAUAUAAAUAUACAAAAACAUCUAAACUGUUACAUUAUAGUCAAAAUUGAAAGUUUUAUCUGUUUUAAGAAGCUAGGAUUUUUUUUAAAAAAGAACAGUGGCCUUGACGAAGAUGUGAAAUAUAAAAUUUAGUGUAGUUGGAUAAAGAUAAGAGAAACAUAAAAUGAAAGUUUAGGACGAAAGUGGCUAACCCCACAUAGUUGAGAUAAAGCCAAAGGAAAAAAAGAAGCUAGAGUAAAAUUCAACCACUAUCACUUGGGUAAUUUCAAUUUUAAAAAACAUAUUUGUUUUCUUUAAUUUCUUUGUUUGGUAGAAAACAUUUGUUUAUUUUUUUUAUUUAGUGAAUUUAGUUAAAGUUCCUACAUGAUGAGUUUAAAUUUAUUUAAGUGGCAUUUAACCGGCACAUAUUAAUAGUGUAAGAAAAAAAAUAAAUAUUUUUUCUGCAAAAUAAAGAAAAGAAGUACACAAAGAUAAAUAAUUUUUUAAAACAGAAAAUAGACAACUGGAAGUGUUUACUUUCAUGUAGCUUAUUGAUCUAAAUGUAUGAAAAACUAAAUCGCUUUCAACCACCUUAACAAAUUAUUGGUUUCUUAAAUAUCUGAUUAAUAUAGAAACACACCAAAUUAUUGUGUUUUAGAAUAUAAAUUAAAAAUAGGAGUCUGUUUAAAUGCAUUUAAAUCAUUAAAGAAGAUAGACCAAAUUAAAUAAAAGUUGCUACUUUUACUACUAAUGUAAAAGCAAUUUUGCUUUGUAUUUAAUUUAUAUAAAAUAAAUUAUUGUGUACUAUAUAGGUUCUUAAAAAUAUAUUGGUCUAUACUUAAUGAUUUGCAUUUAUCAAGACAACAUUUUUCUGGGUUUAUAUUUUUACCUUUAAAUUUAGUAAAUUUAUUUUUAGUGUAAUACACAUUCACUAUAACAAAUUAUAUUAAAAAAUCUAAGUUUUUUAUACUUGAAGCCAUAAAUUGAAUAGAUACUUAAUAAAUAAAUGUAACAAUUAAUUCAAGGUAUUGUAAAACAUGUUUAACAUAAAUUUGCUUACUCAGAAUCGUAUUUCAUUAGCAAUGAUUUAUAGUUACGUAGGCACGGAUAUAAAUUAAAUAACUAAAUAUCUUACCUUCUUAACCUUACCCAUAUCUAUCAGCAGUAUCAGUACAUUUUAAUAUUGUUUUUUUUUUCUAGGAAGCAAUAAUACUCUCAAUUGAUAUUGGAAAAAAUUCUUUACAACUAGAUUCAGAUGGAAAAACGUAUUUUGAAAAAGCUUUAUUUUGUGCUUCUAUGAUUCUACAGAGAAAAGUAGAUAUUAUUAACUGUGUUUUAAUAUGUUAAAAUUAGUUAAGAUUGACAAUGUAUUAUAACAAUAAUUUGUUUAUUUUUAAUCUAGUUAUUAACUGAAAGUAAAGAUGAUUUAGCAUUAAUACUAUUUGGUUCAUCUCAAACAAACAAUCCUUUUUCGUCAAAUGGAAAUUGUUAUAAAAAUAUAGAAAUUGUUACUAGUUUAGGAGCGAUUACUUGGGAUUUACUCCAACAUAUUACUAAUUUAUCUUCUACAGAUAUAACACCUUCAGAUUGGCUUAGCACCCUUGUUAUUGCUACUGAUAUGUUGAAAAAGGAAAGCGAGUAUGUGUUGAUUUUAAAAUUUGUAGAUCUACUUUGAUGUGUAGUUAGUAAAAAUACACUUAAUUACGUAAUUUAAAAUUAGACUUAUAAUUUACUAUAUUAGUAUAUAUUUCACUUUAUUCAUAAUAUUAUCAUAAUGAACAUUUCCAUUAAAAAUUAACUUCAAAUAAUUGCCAUACAAAUUUGACAUAAAUAUAUUUUUUUUUCUCAGAAGUGAGUGAAUAAUUAAUAAUUUAAAUUAAAUCUCAUAUUAAAUAUACAUAAUAUUACAUGUAAAAUAAAAAAAUAUUUAUACAAUUAUUUGAUACUUAUACAUUUCUGGUUUUUAUUUAAUUUGUUAAUAUUUAAUAAUUAUUUAUUUUUUAGUGAUAAAAUAUUCAGUGACCUCCAGAUUGUUAUGUUUUCAAAUUUACCUGAUGGUGUUUCGUUAGAUAAAAUAGAUAAUAUAACAAGAUGUAUCCAACAACUAAGUAUUAAGUUAACUAUUAUGUAAGUUAUAAAAUGUGUAUUAUUUAGUUGUCUAAAAUGUAUUUUGUCAUUAUUAUAUCUACAAUUUAAUUUAUUAUUUUAUUAAGCAGACAUAAUUAUUUUUUAAUUAGUUUUAUAAUUUUAGAGGCUGUGAAUAUACGUCAUUCAAUCCAGUGUUGGAAACAUUUAUUACAGAUACAAAGGUAAGAUAAAUGAGUAAUUAUUUAAUUAUUUCUGUAUUUUAUCAUUGUGGUUAAAUCCUAAAAUGUAUUUAUUUUUUUUUAUCAUACUUAAGAUUAUAUCCCAUAAAAGAGUAUAGUUUACUAAUUAUUAGGGACAGAUAUAAAUACAUAAUUUUUUGAUACAUGAAUAUGCACUUUUCAAGAAAAGAAAAAAUAUUUUAUUGCUAAAAAAACUUUAUUUAUUCUGAAUUUACAAUAAAUGAAAUUAAUUUCAAAAAAAAUAACAGUUAGGAUGAAUUUAAAUGCAAUUAGUUACUAAUUUACAUUUGUUUACAUGUGUUUAUUAUUUAUAUUUUUAUAAAUAACAGGAAUGACCUCCAAAUAAUGUUCUAAUAAAUAAAUAGAUUGUUUUUAUAUUUAGGCUACUUGUGUUGAUUUUGAUUCUGUUUUACAUCAACUAAGUCAUUGUAAACCAAAAGAAACAACUCCUAGAGCUUGGAAUGUUCCUUUAGGCUUUGGAAAUGUUUUCAGUAUUAAAGUUUCUGGUUACAAAAAGGUAUUUUAGUUUGCAUUUAAUAAAUAUUUUAAAAUUAAAGUAAUAUAUUAGUUUAAUAUUAAGUAUAGUUUAUAGUUUAUUUAAGUUAUUAUUUUUUUUCUAUCGUCUGUUUGUUUAAGUAUAACGUGUUGAUUUAAUUACAGAUAGAUGAAGUUCCAAAAGGAUUUAAGUGGUUAUUGUGUAAAAAUUAUGAUACAGAAGAUUCAAUAACACCAGUACAAAAGCAUACAUCUUUCUAUUAUGUGGACAAUGGUGUCCAAAAAGAAGUUGAUCAUGAUCAUAUAAUAGAUGGAUUUCGUUUUGGUGAUACAAUUGUACCGGUAUCAAGUAAAUACUUCACAAAAAUAAAAAUAAAAUUUGUAUUAAUUAUAAUUUUAAAUAACUUUGUUUCAUAGAUAUAGAUAUAGAUGCGUAUGGCUAUAAAUCUGGCCCCAAAAGUUUACAAGUAUUAGGGUUUACAAAAUCUAAAAAUAUACAAAGGUCAUUUUUAAUGGAUGGAGGAUCUUAUAUUUUUAAACCUGAUGUGGUAAGUUAAAUAAACUUUACAAAUAAAAAUAAAAAUUGUAUUUAUGAAGUCUUCAAAAAAAUGUAUCAUGAUGGUGAGUAUGGUGAUAAAUUAAUCAUAUUUUAUGGUGUCUUAUUGUGUAAAUUGAAGAGAUAUUAUGAAUUGUUAAGAUAAAUAGUGUACAUAUAUUUUAUGUCUGUUAUUUUACUUAUUUAUAUUUAUUUGUUGUAGAAUGAUUUUAUUGCAUUUAAUUCUAUAUUUAAAGCUAUGGUUGAAAGAGAAGAAAUUAUGAUUGUUAGAAAAGUAUAUUGCGCUAACAGCAUGCCGAACAUUGGUGCAAUGUUUCCUCAAACUGAAGAUGAUGAAAAUGUACAUAUAUUUUAACAUAAUAUCUCACUUUUAACUAGUUUUUAAAAAAUUGAAAUAUUUUUAUUUUAUUUUAGUAUUUUGUUUACGUCAAUCUACCAUAUGCUGAAGAUGAGCAUUUGUUUAAGUUACCAUCAUUAAAAUUAUUUAAACCAAAUGCUGAACAAAAAAUUGCUGUGCAUGGCCUUAUCAAUGCAAUGGAUUUGGAUGAUGAUGAGUAAAUUAGAAUAUAAUAUUAAAUUGUAUAAUUUGUAUUCCUUUAAUUAUUUGAUUAUUGUUAUUUUAGAGAUGAAUUAUUUUUACCAGAGAAUACAUAUAAUCCAGAACUACAAUACAUGUAUUAUUGUAUAGUUCAAAAAGCUAUCAAUAAAGAUAAACCAUUAAUAAAAACAAUCCCGAAAAAUAUUCAAAACUUUUUAUACCCCAAUAAAAAUUUGAUGGAACAGGCUAAACAUCCAAUAAAUAUGAUAAAAGAAUUGUUUUCACUUGUACCAAAAAUUGAUGAAAAGUAUAUACUUUGUGUCAUUAAACUAUUAAAUAUUUAUUUUUUUUUGUUAAUUUAAUAGAAAAUUACUAAAGAAUAAUGUUACUUCAAAAGUUGAACUCGGUGACGAAAAAGAAUAUAUUAAAAAGCCAUGUGUAAUUUCAGCUUACAACCCCGUAGAAGAUUUUAAUAAACUUUUAGAAGAGGGAAUUGAAUCAAAUAUAGGUAAAACUACAAUUUGUUUUUUUUUUUUACAUUUUAAAUUUUAAGUUAAAUAUUUGAAGAUUCUAUGUUUUUAUAAAUAAAAUUCAGUACUUUUUUUAUUGCAUUUUUAAUCUAGUUAUCCAUCUAAUUCAGUGGUUACCACUAGGAUUCUGAAAAGAGCCAAAUAUAAUUUUUGAAAAUUAUAUGCGGUCCGCAUACAGUAAAUCAAUUCUAAUUUUUUUUGCAAUAUUGACUUAAAAAAAAUGUUAGCGGUUUUUUUUUUAUUAAAUACAUUUUUUCUUGAACCUACCUGUCAAACUGGUAAUUCAAUUAAAGUUAAAAGUCUACAGAUAAAAUAUACAAGAAUAAUAAGAUAAAAUAAAUAAAAGGUAAUAAUAAUGUAGUGUGGCAUUUUGCCAUCACAUAAAUGAUGCUAUAAUACUCCCCCACUUCUUUUUUUCAUUGGCCUAUUAAUAUAAUCCAUUAAGAUCCUUAAUAAUUUCUACAACUUUUCUCCACUUAUCCCUAUUUGUUUCCCUUAAGCAUGUCAAUGAUUUCUAGAACACAGAGUCUUUAUGACUCAUUAUUCUUCCUUCCUUCAAUUAUUACUGAAUAAACAUUAUACACUGGUACAUAAAUCCUUCUGAAAAUAUUUCUCUUGAAUUUUUGAAAUUUUUGUCACCUUUAUUCUCCCUCACUUCCAAUUUAAAGGUGUAAUAUUUCGUUAACAGGUUGAUGGAAAUCAAAAUUGUUGUUUACAUUAAAAUGUAUUUAAAAGAAAGCUGUCCAAGGGUAAUGAAGACUGGUGCAGCCACUGUUUAAAUUGGGAAUUUGGGAAAGUGGGAUAUAGAUGUGAAUUUAAUGUAUAUCUAUAUAACGAAUAACAAUUGUUAAUAAUUCUGAGCGGAGUUCGGUUGAUAGUGUUGCUUUGUCAACAAUAUAUAUGUCAUAUUAUGGUAAAAUAAUUAAAUAUGUAUUAAACAUUUUUUUUAAUAAUAUUUGUUAAUAUUCUACCUUCAGUUUUUUCAACUCUCUUUUCUGGUUUUUCAUAUUUAUUGGGAAAAUCAAAAAAAAGACCUCUCCAGUCAGAUUUCCUUUUGGAAAAAAUGCUGUAAAUUGAAGCAAAAUUGCUAGAAGAAAAGUUAUCCACAGAAAAAAAAAAAUUAACAUCAUUGUAAAACCAAUAUUUUUCUCACUCCAUUUAGAAUCUAAAAAUAAUGGUAAAAAUUACAUUUUAGUGUUGCUUGGUUUUUAAAUUGCCAAAUAAGCAAAAAUAGUUCAUUUUUCCUGGGUAUUAUUUGGGUAUAUCUUCAUGGGACACUGUAUAUUUAACCUUUCCUACUUUUUCCUAUUUAAAACAAAGAAAAUUCCAGUGAAAAAUUUCCAGAAAAUUAAAAGUAUGAAUAAUUUAAUGUUUUUAAUUGUAAUACUAUAUGUAGGAUUUGAUAUUAUUAAAAUUAAUGAUUAUUUAAUCAACUAAAAUAACAACUAUAAAUUGCAUUUAUCACUUACUAUGUUAAAUUAUUGCUGUCUUUCAAAUAAGAUAAACCUUGUAUUUACUGUGAGGUCAUGUGAAUAAACUAAAAACCAAUGUUGACUGAACAUUUAGUUAAAACUGGGUAGAAAUAAAAUUUUAGCUUAAAAUAGCAUUUUUACUAUAUUAAAAUUGAUAAAAACUAGAUGUAUCUAUUAAAAACCCAUUCUAUUGAAUGCCCUUGGCCCUUAAAUAUAACUAGUUUUUAUUAAUAAAUUCUUGUUUUAUCUAAUUCUAGGUUUUACUUCAACAUCUAUAACUAUUUAAAGUCAAUUAAUUGUUUAAUUCUUUUUUUAGUUUGUGAAACUAUGAAAACCAUCACGGUAGAGUUAAUAGAAUCAAGUACUACUCUUGAUGAAUUAAAAAAACCAGCAUCAAAUUUAAAGGCUUUAAGACAGUUCUAUAUUCAUAACAAGGAUAUCAAUUCUUAUAACAAUUGGAUGUACCACGUAAAAGAUUCAGUUCUUCUAUCUGGUAAAGAAAACAUGUGGUCACAAUUCAUUGACAGUAAGUUUUGCAUAAUAUGUAUUAAAUCUGAUUUUCUAAAUCAUUUGCAGUAUAGGUACAUAUUCAGUAUAAAAAAUUACUAACCAUCAAUUUAUAAAUUUAGGUGGAAUAGGACUUAUUACAAAUCAAGAAGUAGAAAUUAGUGAUAUUUCACAAGAACUGUCUGAAGAGUUUAUGAAACAUGAAGAACCAGAAGAUAUAACAGCAGAAUAUAUUAUUGAUGAUGAUGACCCAGUAAGAUAUAAAAUAAAGUAUAUAUUGGACUCCCCUAACUCACUUUUUUUAAAAACCUAUUAUUAAUGUCUAACAUAAAGAGUUACCUUGAAUUACUAAUGAAAACAUUAAAAGAGGUCUAACUAAGAGGUAGAUAAAAAUACUAAAUUAAAAUAAUGCAGAAUUAGAAUUGGUUUAAUUUUACUCUUUUGAACAUUUGUAAACAGUAAGUUAUGAUAGUUUUUAUUAUGAAUAUAUAUUAUAUAUAUUAGGGCAUUUCUUAUUUUUGGAUCAAGUACCUAAGUGAGAAAACUAAAUAAAAAGAAUCAUUUUAUUUUUUCAGUUUUUUAUUUUAACACAAUAUAAAACCCUAUAUGAGUUGAAUUUUAGAUUCUGAGCGUAGCGAGGGAGCUAUUGGUUUUACAACGCUGUUUAUUUUUUUGUUCUUUGUUCUAGUCUGUUGACACGUUUUUUUCUAAGUAAACUUGCACCAAUUUUUACAUAUAGUAACUUUUCUGAAAGUUCAAGUUGUCCAGAUAGCACUGUAAAAUACGGUAAUUUUUUUGAUUUUCAACGCCUCUUUUUAAAUAAAAGCACUUAAGUGUGAAAAAAACAUACAAUUUUACGAUUUGAUUAUUUUAUAAAAACACAGACAACGUUUUCUACCAGAAAAAAUUAUUUAAUUGAAAAAUCACAAGAUACCUUUUUUGUUGCCCUUUUUGAUUUACUUUCUUACAGUAUCAUCACUAGUAGUUGUGAGCUUUUAAGGAAUUUUAAUUUUUGGGAGUUUUUUUGCCGUGAUUCGGUUAUAAAUACUAUUAAAGACUUUAAACUUAGUAAUAAUAGUUAUGUUGAACUUACUUAGACAUAGUAAAAUUUCCAAAAUAGUUAAACAACUUUUUUUUUUUUAAUAAGCGUUUUAAAUUAAAUGUAAACGAAAAUCACAAAAAUGAUGUCUAACUGAAUUGCGCUCGAAAUCAUCUUUCGUCAAGCAAUGGUUUACCGUUGCUUUGAAAUAUAAAUGAAAUAACAUUAUGUAUCCUACCUUCCCAACUUCCCACCUACAACAGUGGCCGCUCCCAUCCUCAGUAUCAGCUCUUUUUUCGUGUAAAGUAUACAUGUUUUUACGAUGUUUAAGACUUUAAUUUAUCCUUAUGCUCAGUAUAUCCUAAAAAGAAAUCUAAAUGGAUAGGACUCAGGGAGAGGGAAACUAAUUUUAACGCAGUCGUUCAUGUUUUUGUUUUUGCUUAUUUUUAAAUGUAUGUUUUUAAUGCUCCAUCAAAAUUAAUUUUUUUUUUUCUUUGAAGAAGAGUAGUAGUUGUUAGUAGUAGUUGUUAGUUGAUUUCUACCAAUUUAAAAAUUUUUUCGGAUAUGAUAUACUGAUUAUAUCAGUAUUUCACGUAAAAACUUUGAAUUCCUAAAAAGUCAAAAAAGGAACAUCCUAAUAUAUAUAUAUUGUAAUAUCUAAUAUUAUAUUAAUGAGUACCUAUAAUAUUAAUCUAGGGUACCUCGAGGAAAUUGUAUUCAAUUUCUGAAAACAACUGGUUUUUGAAUAAAUUUUAUUUAUAAGUAUGAACAAUAUCAUUGGUUUAAAUUCUGCUUACUGUAAGACUAUAUCUAAUAAUACUUUUCCUAUACUGUUCUUCCUAUUCUUCACAAGAACCUUUAUUGUGGAACUCUACCUUUCCCGUUAAGUUCAAUUCAGUUCAUUCUUUACCAGAGGAUCACAGGAUUCCAGUGUAUGAUCUAAUUGACAAUCUUAAUUAUAUACUCAUAGUUCAAAUUAUUAUUCUGUAUACAACUAUAUAAUUAUUUCAGGUUUUCUUAAUUUUGAUUAUUUUCUAUUGAACCUAAUGCAAAUCAUAUCAAGCUGAAAAUAAUUAUCCCUUAUAAUUAUUCUGUAUUACGUUUUUUGUUCCCAUAUCAUUUGUUAAUUAAUCCUUAAUUAUAUUAUUAUUAUUUUUUUUUUUACAGCUGAAAGAAUUUCUGUAAACCAAAUUAAAUUUUGGUCAAAUGAAAAUACAAUUUUCUUUUAUUCAUUGAAUGUUACCAUAAAGUAUCCUCUACACUCCUAUGCAAACAGGAAGAAAAAGAUUCCUAUGGAAAUAUAAUUUCGUAAUCAAAUAAAUAAUGGAUUUAUAACUUGUUAUUGAAAUGUAUAUAAAUUGUAUAAAAUGCUAAAUAUUAGUUUGCAUAAUAAUUUAUUAGUUAUUACUGUAAAGUGU
This is a messenger RNA of Cinara cedri, 10024 nucleotides long. NCBI's taxonomy places the organism in Eukaryota, Metazoa, Arthropoda, Insecta, Hemiptera, Aphididae. The record is from the annotation of a GenBank genome assembly.